AUGGAGUCUAGGAAUAAUGUAAAGAAGGAGGCAAUAAAUGUUGUCUGUCGAAUUCGACCAUUAAAUCAGAUGGAAAGAAUGAAAAAUAGUACAAUGAGUGUUUCAUUUCCUGGACCAAACAGUGUGGCUAUUGGAGGAGUAACUGAACGCUUUGUGUCGUGUGCCAAUGACGUCUUGGAGGCACUUGACGAAGGAAAAAUAAACAGACAUGUUUCAGUAACGAGCAGUGUAAUUAAUGCCCUAGUUGAAGGCAAUACUCAUGUGCCAUAUCGAGAUUCAAAACUAACCAGAAUUCUACAACAAUCACUUGGUGGUAAUUCAAAGACAACCAUUAUCAUUGCUGCUUCUCCGGCAUCGUUUAACGAAAAUGAAACAAAAUCAACGUUUACAUUUGGUGUAAGGGCGAAAACUAUAAAGAAUCAAGUCACAUUGAAUGCUCAACUUACAGCUGAAGAAUGGCGUCGAUUGUAUGAAAGUGAAUCAGAUCGUACAAAAGGCCUGUGUGGAGCUCUCAGUAGUCUUGACAGCGAAAUAAAACGAUGGAGGAGUGGUGAAAAAGUGCCAAAAGAUGACUGGUUCACUGAAGAUAAAUACGCAAAACUACUGAAGGAUUCUCUGGUACAACAGAGUAUCUCACCCUCAGUCAAUCAAUCGCUAUGUUAUUCAGCUAACGAACAAUAUGACCCUAGUUCACCUGCUCAAACGAGUUUGGAAUUACUAAAGCAUAAACUCACUGGCAGUUGUCCAGUUACAGAAACAAAUAAUGAUGCUGAUAUACGUGAGUUAUUUCGACUGCUUGACGAAAAAGAUGAUGAGAUUAAUAAACAAGGUCAAAUUAUUACAAAACUAGAAAGUCAGUUAUCUGGAUUACAGAGUGAUUAUACAAGAAUUAAACAAGAAAAUGAAAAAUUACAGAAUUUAUAUGAACAAGCUCAGAGGACAACUGAAGAAAGUCGUUCAGAAGUAAAAGAUGUACUGCAUGCACUUGAAGAAUUGGCUAUUACAUACGAUGCAAAAAAUAAUGAAACAAAGCGGUGUAAUAAAGAGAUUGAAAUGUUGAACGGAGAGUUAGAUCGACUUAAAUUACAGGCUGAAUCUCACGAGUCUGAAAUAAUGAUGACAAAAGAAGCAUCAAGGAAAGUGCGUGAAAAACUUCAAGAUUUACUGCAAGUAAUCUCUUCGGAACUUGGUGAAGUAGGAUCGUAUAUAAGUAAAAACUUAAGAUACACAAAACCAAAGGUAUUUCAGAGUCUAGAAGAACAAGCAGCUGCACUUAAACUGUAUGUUCUUCAAAUGAAAUGUGAAGCUGAAUUAUCAUUUAAAGAUAUAAAUUCAAGCAAAUCACACAAGAAAGAACAUACUCAAGAGGAACUGACAGAGAUACAGCACGAUACUGACAGAAAAAUCAGAGAACUUCAUGAUAUUAUUGCUGAAUAUGACAAAAAUAUUCGUAAACGUGAAGAAGACAACGCAAAGUUAGAAGGUGAUUUACAAGAAGCCAGUAAAGAAUUAUUCAAGCUAAGAAUGAAUGAUAAUUUGAUAAGUGAAAUUAAACUUGCAGAGAAUAAUCAUGAACAAAUCUAUUCACGUGUACAGUCUAUGAUUGAACGCAGUGGUCAGCAUUAUCAACAACAGUUGACACGAGCAUGGGGAGAUUGUGAAAAAGCUGUUCAUGAAUGUGAACAAAUUAAAGAAGAGAAUAUAAUAUUCAAGCAUCAAAUUGAACGUUUGAUGAAAGAAGUUGAGUACUUGCGUGGCAAAAAAGCUGAUCAAGAAGUGAUAACUAAAGAUCCGCUAACUGUGGAAAAAGAUCAAGCAUACAAUGAAAUUAAAUCAAUGGAAGAUACUGUACUGCAUGAAUUACAAAUCUUAAACUCAUUGAGAAAAGUGUUCGUAGCUGAUUUGAAGACUAGAAUUAGUAAAUUUAACUCAAAAUCUGGCAGUAAUCCAGAAGAUGAACUACUGGAAGAAACUCAGAGUUGCGGUAGUGCAGUUCAAAGAGAGAAAAUUAACUUCUUAAAAACUAGUUUAGAUAAUUUAACUAAAGUACACAAACAACUUGUACGUGAUAAUGCUGAUCUACGAUGUGAUUUGCCAAAACUGGAGAAACGUUUAAAAGCCAGCUGUGAACGCAUCAAAGACCUAGAAACUGCAUUAAGAGAAGGGAAAGAGCAAAUGAUCAGGGAGAAACGUAAGUACCAACAGGAAAUUGAAAGAAUCAAAGAGGCAGCAUGGACAAAUGGAGGUGCUAGACUGAAAACCAAUAUCGCUAAACCGAUUCGUGCUGGACAGUUGAAGGAGUAA
Molecule: messenger RNA, 2304 nt
Organism: Trichobilharzia szidati
Lineage: Eukaryota; Metazoa; Platyhelminthes; Trematoda; Strigeidida; Schistosomatidae
Source: the annotation of a GenBank genome assembly